Messenger RNA from Paraphaeosphaeria sporulosa, 1432 nucleotides. RefSeq names its product putative cyanide hydratase. Bases 86 to 1186 code for a protein of 366 amino acids. The record is from RefSeq and is a predicted model, not a curated record. Gene Ontology annotation, molecular function: cyanide hydratase activity. Gene Ontology annotation, biological process: cyanide catabolic process. The transcript has 4 exons. Lineage: Eukaryota; Fungi; Ascomycota; Dothideomycetes; Pleosporales; Didymosphaeriaceae.
CCACAAGAUACAAUCACUCAUCACUUCCAACCCAUACCCCUCCUUCCACUUCCCACCACCGCAACCCCAAACACCACACACCACAAUGGUUCUCACAAAGUACAAAGCCGCUGCCGUCACCUCCGAGCCCUCGUGGUUCGACCUCGAAGGCGGCGUGCGCAAGACCAUUGACUUCAUCAACGAAGCCGGCGCCGCGGGCGCCAAACUCGUCGCCUUCCCCGAAGUCUGGAUCCCCGGGUAUCCCUACUGGAUGUGGAAGGUGAACUACCAGGAGUCGCUGCCGAUGCUGAAGAUGUAUCGAGAGAACAGCAUGGCGGUGGAUAGCGAGGAGUUUAAGAGGAUUCGAAGAGCGGCGAGAGAUAACCAGAUCUAUGUUUCUCUCGGGUUUUCGGAGAUCGAUCAUGCGACGCUGUAUCUUGCCCAGGCUCUUAUUGAUCCUAAUGGCGAGGUGAUUAAUCAUCGUCGCAAAAUCAAGCCUACGCACGUUGAGAAGCUGGUCUACGGCGAUGGCGCUGGCGACACGUUUCUCUCUGUUGUGCCGACUGAGCUGGGCCGCCUCGGCCAGCUCAACUGCUGGGAAAACAUGAACCCCUUCCUCAAAGCCCUCAACGUCUCCGCCGGCGAGCAAAUCCACAUCGCCGCAUGGCCCGUCUAUCCCGGGGCAGAGACCCUCAAGUAUCCAGACCCAGCAACCAACGUCGCCGACCCGGCAAGCGACCUCGUCACGCCCGCGUACGCCAUCGAAACGGGCACGUGGACGCUCGCGCCGUUCCAGCGGCUGAGCGUGGAAGGCCUGAAGAAGAACACCCCCGAGGGCGUUGAGCCCGAGACAGACCCCAGCACGUACAACGGCCACGCGAGGAUCUACAAGCCUGAUGGGACAUGCGUGGCAAAGCCGGACAAAGACUUCGAUGGGUUGCUGUUUGUGGAUAUCGAUCUCAACGAGUCUCAUCUCACAAAGGCGCUCGCGGAUUUCAGUGGCCAUUACAUGCGGCCUGAUCUGAUUCGCCUGCUUGUGGAUACGCGGCGCAAGGAGCUCGUCACGGAGGUGGAUCCCAAGGGCAGUAUUGCGACGUACUCGACGCGCGAGCGGCUGGGGCUCAAUGUGCCGCUUGAGGAUGCGAAGAAAAGGGGGCCUGUGGGCGUUGUGGAUUUGAUUGAUGGUCUGGAGAAGCAGGAGAUUUAGGUGCCUUGGGUAGUCUUGUCAUCUCCACUCUGGUGUGUGUGUGUGUGUGUGUGUGUGUGUGUGUGUGUGUGUUGGUUGUGUACUAUAUGGAUCAAGGUAUUCUUUGGUAAAAUUGUUGCUGAGCAGAAUCCCGAGUUUUUCUACUCCGAGACGCAUCGGCCAAAAUCAAGGUUUUGAUACCUUUUCGUGAGGUCAAAGAGAGGCUCAUGUUCUGUGGCCUCUCGUAUGAAUUUAGUGUUGUCUGGA